This is a messenger RNA of Xenopus laevis (African clawed frog), 1767 nucleotides long. It is a transcript of the gene mhc1-uba6.L, whose product is annotated as provisional ortholog of major histocompatibility complex, class I-related L homeolog. Gene Ontology annotation, cellular component: plasma membrane; external side of plasma membrane. Gene Ontology annotation, biological process: immune response. The record is from RefSeq and is marked predicted. Lineage: Eukaryota; Metazoa; Chordata; Amphibia; Anura; Pipidae.
GCACUGGACAUCAUUGGUCUGAUGCAGAAUCAAUAACCUGCUCCAGUUACUGCAAAAAAGUUCCUUUUUUUUCUGCCUGGCAAUUUUAGCUGAGGCUCUAUCGAUUUUCUUAUUGGACCGAAUAUUUAACCCAUGCCCAGCUACAGUAUGACAAGCACUUGAUUCUUAAUUUGAUAUUUUCUACUAUAUCGGCAGAACUGGAGUAAAGACUCAGCUGACUAUUUUAUACAAUGUCAUAAUGUAUCACAUUGUGUUGCUGCUGUUCAGCCUCGGUGUGUGUGCAGUACAUUGUGCGGGCAGCCACACUCUCCAGUAUCACAUAGCGCUGGUAGCCACCCCAACCCCGGGUGUGCCACAGAGCACAAUCACUGCAUAUCUAGAUGGCUUGGAGUAUGGAAGGUACGACAGUAACACUCGCCGGGCAAGGUUUUUGACUCCAUCACUGAGUUCUCUGACUGAGCACCUGGAGAUGCAGACUAAGUACGCUCAGGGGUUUGAGGUUAUUCAGAAGCACAAGAUGGAAUUUUUAAUGGGGUAUUUAAACAAAACAAAUGAUAAAAGAGAGUUCCAUGUCUACCAGAGGAAGUUUGCCUGUGAGCUUCAUGAAGAUGGUACUGUUAGUGGAUAUGAGGAAAUUGCAUAUGAUGGCAAGGAGGUUAUGAUGUUUGAUAAAGUCAGGGUGGUGUAUGUGCCUGCAACGCAAGAGGUUCUGACUAUGACCCAGCAAUGGAAUCGGCAUUACGAUCACGCAAAGAUAAAUAAAAUCUACAUGGAGAAUGAAUGUAUUCAACAUAUGAAGUUGUAUCUUCCUUAUAUAUCAGUUUACUUGGAGAGGAAAGUUCAACCUAAAGUGAAGAUUUCCAGUUCAGAAUCAGAUGGGGAAAGAAUACUGCACUGCUGGGCGUAUGGAUUCUACCCCCGAGAUGUGGAAGUGAAAUGGAUAAAGAAUGGGAGAGAUGAGAUUUACUCAGAGGAGGCAACACAGAUCCUGCCAAACCCUGAUGGCACCUAUCAGAUCAGAGUCAGUGUGGAGGUAACACCAGAGGAGGGCGCCACUUACUCCUGCCAUGUGGAUCACAGCAGUUUGGAGAAGACACUGGUGGUUCCUUUUGAAUUCAACAAUAUAAGCACGUUUUAUAUUGUGAUCGCUGUUGUGGCAGCUCUCUUCCUCGUUCCUGUUUCCCUGGGAAUAUUUGUUUGUAGGAAAAGAAGAGCAAAAGGUAUUUACUUUAAUUUUCUCUUUUCAAUUAGAAAUGAUAAUGUAAAAUGUAGUGAAGGAAUCUCUUGUAGUCCUCUUGUAGUUGUAGCUUGAUAACAAUAUUUGCAAGAUAAGACACCACAUACUUAUUGAAACAAAGUCACAAAGGCCACCAAAACCAGCUUGUAAUUACUGUAUAAGAAACAGCGCGUAUAUCCUGGAUUAUGUCCUGCCUUUAAUUGCUUCCACCAAUUUAGGGUGCACAAACUGUUGUGAGGUAGUGUGGUUCACCGAGUGUUGAACCUAGCGGGGGAGAUACAGUAUCUUAGUUCUUAAAAUCACAAAGACGAAGAGGCCUACAAAUAGUAAAGGAAGUAGUAAAAGUAGUUGAAACAUUUAAAAAGUGUAUAUUAGGACAUGUAUAGUCUAACGCAUUUCGUGCCAAAUGGGCACUUACUCAUUGGCUAAUGAUUCCACCCCUGUACAAGCUUUUUAUAGGGGUGAUGACCAAUUAGAAAAGCCUUCUCCAAUAAGAAUAAUACAAUCAAACAAAACCUUAUCCAGUAAGA